CUUUUUUUACAUGAAAACAGUACAGUAAAAAAAAGUCAGCAUUUUAACUCAUGGAGUCUGAUGAGACAGUACUGCAGGAGAAGAUGAGUUAUCCAGAUAAAUGGGGAUUCUUCACACAAAAAUCGAACCUGAUCACAUAUGGACUGAUAGCGUUAUCCUACGUGAUGGUCAUUGCACUCUUCAUAACAGUCCUGUCACAGAAGAAUCCAUCUCAAAUGGCUACCAUGGCUAGUAAGAAUGACGUCCAGAGCUUGGACUCAACUGUUGGUAACCUGUCACUAAAAAUGAAGCAAAUGGAACGGGAUGUAAAAAAGGCAACCACCUGUGAGACCGGCUGGCAACUUUUCCAAGGCAGCUGCUACUUUUUUACAAGCACCAGAUCUAACUGGAUGAAGGCCAGGACUACUUGUGUAAUUAAACAUGCAGACUUAGCUGUAAUUACUAGUGAGGAAGAACAGACCUUUAUCAGUCGUCAAACAGGAGACCAACCUUACUGGAUUGGUCUGAGUGAUGUAGAAGAAGAAGGGAAGUGGACGUGGGUAGAUGGGACAGACUAUGCAUCCUCAUACAAGGCCUGGAUGCCCAAUGAGCCCAGCGAUAGUGAUAAAAAUGAAGACUGUGCUCACUUGUGGUUGAAAGGGAAAUGGAAUGAUAAGAAAUGCUCCCACACUGAGUAUACGGCUCUCUGUGAGAAAAAACUUGGUGUCUAAUCAACUUUACAUGGAGCCUGCAGGAGCCCCCACAGAUCUGCCUGAGCCAUGAAAUGCUUUUGGUGAAAAGAAGUUAUCUGUCACUUAAGAACACGAGUGAUAAGCACAAGGUGCAGCGGUCCAAGAAAAGAUUUGCCAUAGUUUUGCCUGUAAAUAAAACGUACUAUGCUGCCUACGAAAUUUCUGCUACAAUAAAGAUAUAAAUGAGAAUUUUA
Molecule: messenger RNA, 925 nt
Organism: Rana temporaria (common frog)
Lineage: Eukaryota; Metazoa; Chordata; Amphibia; Anura; Ranidae
Product: hepatic lectin-like
Exons: 8
Coding region: 51-710 (219 amino acids)
Molecular function (GO): signaling receptor activity
Source: RefSeq, a predicted model, not a curated record